Molecule: messenger RNA, 1069 nt
Organism: Alligator mississippiensis (American alligator)
Lineage: Eukaryota; Metazoa; Chordata; Crocodylia; Alligatoridae
Product: olfactory receptor 5AN6-like
Exons: 2
Coding region: 469-1053 (194 amino acids)
Biological process (GO): G protein-coupled receptor signaling pathway
Cellular component (GO): membrane
Molecular function (GO): olfactory receptor activity
Source: RefSeq, a predicted model, not a curated record
GUGGCACAGGGUGGACUCCUGAAGGCUUGAAGAAACUGUGAAGUAACUCUGCAAGUCAGAGCACCAGGCAGAGUGACCCAGGGAUAUGGAGCCAGGGGUCCAGGGUUUGGUGAACAAGUGGCCAUGGGGAACCAUACAACUAUCGGCUAUUUUGUUCUAUCAGGUGUUUCCAGUGACCCAGAGCUCCAGCCUUUCCUGUUUGUGGUGUUUCUACUUAUAUACCUAGUAACUGUGGUGGGGAAUGGGGUGAUCAUGGUGGUAGUAAGGUCUGAUGCUCACCUUCACAUCGUGAUGUAUACUUUCCUAUUCCAUUUAUCCUUCCUGGACAUCUGCUACUCUUCAAUCACUGUCCCAAAGAUACUGCAGAAUUUCCUGGCAGAGAAAAAAAAUAUUUCUCUCCAUGGAUGCAUUGCCCAGUUGAGCUAAAUUCUUCUGGUGUCCUGUGCAGACAUUUUUAUCCUAUCAGCAAUGGCCUAUGAUCGAUAUGCUGCCAUCUGUGACCCACUGCAUUAUAGGAGGACCAUGAAUAAACAAGUCUGUAUUAGACUAGUGGGUGGUGCAUGGCUGGUCAGCAUAUUUUAUUCGCUGACAAACACUGCUCCUGUGUUACAUUUACAUUUCUGUGGGCCCAAUGAACUUGAUAAUUUCAGUUGUGAGCUCCCGUCUCUACUAGAAGUGUCCUGCACAGAGACCUUCAUCAGUAAGAUGACAUUCCUCAUUUUAGGUAUGAUUGUAUGUUUAACCUCAUUCUCCAUCACCCUCAUCUCUUACUUCCUCAUCAUCUCAACCGUCCUCAGGAUACGCUCCACUGAGGGUAGAGAUAAAGCCUUUUCUACCUGCAGCUCCCACCUUACUGUUGUUGUUUUUUAUUAUGGGGCUGGUUUUGCCAGAUAUCUGAGACCCAGUUCAGCCUCUUCAGUAGUUUUUGACAGAAUCUUCUCUAUCCAGUACAGUAUCUUAACUCCCAUGUUAAAUCCUAUCAUCUACAGCCUGAGAAACAUGGAAGUAAAGGCAGCUCUUAGGAACUUACUGAGGAAAAUAAAAGGCAUGUAAAUGUAUUUCAAAAUUU